Molecule: messenger RNA, 1499 nt
Organism: Sycon ciliatum
Lineage: Eukaryota; Metazoa; Porifera; Calcarea; Leucosolenida; Sycettidae
Product: dihydrolipoyllysine-residue succinyltransferase component of 2-oxoglutarate dehydrogenase complex, mitochondrial-like
Exons: 12
Coding region: 113-1360 (415 amino acids)
Biological process (GO): tricarboxylic acid cycle
Cellular component (GO): oxoglutarate dehydrogenase complex; mitochondrion
Molecular function (GO): dihydrolipoyllysine-residue succinyltransferase activity
Source: RefSeq, a predicted model, not a curated record
GGUGAAGGUGCGUAGAUCUUGUAAAGUAUCUGCGGAGGAGUCGUCAGCCUGGUGGAAUUGAAGUAGCCGUGAUUGUUUUUUGUGGUGGUGCUGACAUUCAGAUCUGGUCAUCAUGGCUUGCUGUCGCAGUUUUGUGCGUGUGCUGAGAAGUGGCCUCAGAAAUGAGGCGGCUCUUCGCUCAUUCUCGGUCUCCGCUCGCUACUUCGGACCUAUCUCGUCUAUCAAGACACCCGGCUUUCCAGAGAGUGUCACAGAAGGUGAUAUCCGAUGGGAAAAAGCCGUUGGAGACAGCGUCAGUGCCGACGAAACCAUCGGGGAGAUCGAGACUGACAAGGUCUCCAUCCCCGUCACUGCCCCCGGCAAUGGUGUCAUCACCGAGUUGCUGGUUGCCGAUGGUGACAAGGUAGUCGCCAACCAGGACCUUGUCAAGGUAGAACUCGGAGAAGGCGCUCCUGCUGCUGCUGCUAGCUCCUCAGCUUCACAGUCUGCUCCAGCUGCCAGUGCCGCUGCACCACCAGCUCCAGUGGCGGCAGCAGCUCCACCGCCAACAUCAGCUCCGCCAACACCAGCACUCAAGAGUGCGCCAAUGGCUGCCACCUCCAGCACUCCGCCAGCUGGUGCAGCAUCUUCCUCCUCGACCGGCGCGCCAACGGAGGAAUCGCGCUCCGAACGCAGGGAAAAGAUGAACAGGAUGCGGCUCCGCAUUGCUGAGCGCCUCAAGGACUCACAGAACACUUAUGCAAUGCUGACCACGUUCAAUGAAAUCGACAUGACUAACGCUAAGCAGCUCCGGGAGCAGUACCGUGGCGCUUUCGAGAAGAAACAUGGCGUCAAGCUUGGCUUCAUGUCUGCCUUUGUGAAGGCUACUGCCUGUGCGCUGAGGGACCAGCCUAUUGUCAAUGCUGUGAUCGAUGGCAACGAGGUGUUGUAUCGCAACUACGUUGAUAUCAGUGUAGCGGUGGCCACUCCCAAGGGUCUGGUUGUGCCUGUGUUGCGCAACGUUGAGAAUAUGUCCUACGCUGACAUUGAAAAGAACAUUGGUGCUCUUGGUGUAAAGGCAAAAGAAAACUCCUUGUCCCUCGAAGACAUGGACGGUGGCACAUUCACUAUCUCCAAUGGAGGUGUGUUUGGCUCUUUGAUGGGAACACCCAUCAUCAACCCACCGCAGUCCGCCAUUCUGGGAAUGCACGGUACAUUUGACCGUCCCGUCGCUGUAAAUGGAGAGGUGAAAAUUAGACCGAUGAUGUACAUCGCUCUCACGUACGACCACCGGCUUAUCGACGGCAGAGAGGCUGUCACCUUCCUGAAACGUGUCAAGACCUUUGUGGAAGACCCUCGCACCUUUUUCUUAGACCUUUAAUUUGUUUUUAAUCUUUUGAUGACGAUGAUGAAAUGUACAUAUUUUUCAUUCUUUUCCUGCUGCCCUUGUAAAGCAGAAACUCAACGUAAUUUAAUGAACUGUAUUAAUUUUAUACGUUUGUACGACUCCUGGCUCUUGA